This is a messenger RNA of Engraulis encrasicolus (European anchovy), 3552 nucleotides long. RefSeq names its product integrin alpha-M-like. Gene Ontology annotation, cellular component: external side of plasma membrane; integrin complex. The record is from RefSeq and is a predicted model, not a curated record. Gene Ontology annotation, molecular function: integrin binding. Gene Ontology annotation, biological process: cell-cell adhesion; integrin-mediated signaling pathway; cell adhesion mediated by integrin. NCBI's taxonomy places the organism in Eukaryota, Metazoa, Chordata, Actinopteri, Clupeiformes, Engraulidae. The transcript is spliced from 30 exons. Bases 1 to 3462 code for a protein of 1153 amino acids.
AUGCCUGCCCUGGUGUUGGCCCUUACCAUUGCCACAGCCUGUCAUGCUGUGUUGGGUGCCAACAUAGAGUCGACUGGCUGGAAGGUUUUCAGUGAGCGGGCUGAUGGCUUCGGUCACAGAGUGAUUCAGCGCGACCCGUCAAGUGUGCUAGUUAGUGCCCCUCUGCAACAGUAUGAGGUCGACAGGAGAGGCCAGAUUUAUGAGUGCUUGAUCGAUUCAGAAUCGUGUUCAGCUGUACAAAUUCAAGGCACUGCUGUAAAUAUGUCCCUUGGUCUCUCAAUGACAAAGGCUGAGAAAUCUAAUGUAGAGAAGACUUGGGUCUGUGGUCCAACUAUCCCCAAAGAAUGCCCCAAAGUCACCCAGUAUGGUGGGAUGUGUGUUGGUCUUAAUUCCAACUUGCAACAGGAAGGACACCUGCCCUUGUCCCUGGAAGAGUGCAGAGAUCAGACUGGUGCAGAUAUUUUAUUUCUGUUGGAUGGGUCUGGGAGUGUAUGGUCUUCACAAUUCAGUCGGAUGAAAAGAUUUGUGAAAGAUCUGAUCAGGAAACUGCAGGAUUAUGAUACUGAAUUUUCCAUAGCACAGUACUCCUCGGACUGCACCAUCCACAUAAAGUUUAAUCAGUUUGACAGAACAGGGUGGGAACAACAGGUGGAUGGUAUCACACAGAAAGAAGAUUUAACGAAGACUGCAAGUGCCAUCCUGACAGUUGUGAAUUCUGGGUAUGUUGCCGCAGCGGGAGUGAGGCCUGAUGCAAAGAAAAUUCUCAUUGUCAUCACAGAUGGAGUGUCCGUGGGUGACAAACGCUCCUAUGACGAAGCAAUCGGACCAGCCAACAGGAAAAAUAUUACAAGAUUUGCCAUAGGGGUUGGAAAUGCGUUUAAUAGCGCAUCAGCAAAAUGGGAACUAGAAACAAUAGCAUCUGCACCUGUUAACAAGCACAUGUUUAAAGUGGACAGCUUUGAAGCACUGGACGAAAUCAGCAGCACCCUGGAAACGAGCAUUAUUGCCAUAGAAGGAGGCCAAACUACUGGUGAUGCCACAAUCAUGGAAUUUGCCCAGAACGGAUUCAGUGCAGCUGUUGUAUCCAGCCCAAAGGAGAGGCUUCUAGUGGGUGUGGUUGGGGCAAACCAGUGGAGAGGGGGAUACCAGGACAUCCAUGUGUCUACAGGGACAUCCACAUUCAACAGGAUGGGAGACGUCUCUCCUGACAGUUACCUGGGCUACUCCAUGGCUGUGGCUGUCAGACACGGACAGAGCUACAUUGUAAUGGGAGCCCCCAGAUACGAACACAAGGGACUGCUCAUGGUCAUCUCUCCUGAUGGCACACGCAAUAACUUCACACAGUCUCAGUCUCUGAUAGGUGCCUAUUUUGGAGCAGAGGUGUGUGUGGUGGAUUUGGAUGGAGACUCCAACACUGACCUGAUUCUGGUGUCUGCCCCCAUGCACAUAGAGGAGGAAAGAGAGGGGAGAGUGCUGAUCUACCGCUUUGAAGAGUAUCCCACAACCAGAGUAGAGCCAGUGACAGGUGGGACCCUGCUGGGGCUGGAGGGGGAGAGGGGGAGGUUCGGCUGGGCUCUGGCCAGCCUGGCAGACCUGAACGGGGACGAGAUCAGGGACGUGGCUGUGGGAGCUCCUCUGGAGGAUGAUGGACGUGGCAGCCUGUACAUCUUCAACGGCAGAACAGGAGGCAUCAACCCCACAUACUCACAGAGGAUUGUAGGUUCAUCAGUGCGGUCCGGUCUGCGGUUCUUUGGGUGGACUGUGGCCCCGUCUGCUCUGGACCAGAGUGGAGACGGGCUGCCUGACAUCGCGGUCGGGUCCAAAGGAGCUGUUCUGCUGCUCAGGUCAAGACCCUUGGUGUCCAUAGCAACAGACGUGUCAUUCCAGCCCUCCAUAAUCCCGACGUCUGUUUCUCAGUGUGCUGGUGUGGAGAACAUUACAGCCAGCGUGUGCUUCAACAUGGCCAAGGUCACAAGCGACACGUUUACAGCAUUACAGGCAAAGAUCAACUACUCACUGAGCUUGGACGUUACUCUAUCAACCAUUCGUGCCUUCUUUAAUACUACCUCAGAGGGUGAGGAGAAGAUACACACAGAGAGCACAGAGGUGACAGUAUCUCUGGGGGAUAACUGUUUUGAUCACCCUUUCUAUGUUCAGUGCCGGACGGUGGAUGUUGUGAACCCUAUAGUAGUGGAGGUGGCCCUCCUCUUCCAUGGUCUUCCCAUUGAGGGGACCUCCCUAAAACCACAGCUGGACAGCAGCUCUGCCACCACCACCAACCAUAACUUGAACUUCGAAAUUGACUGUGGAGAGGACGGUGUAUGCGUUGACAAUAUCCACCUCAACUUCAACUUCUCUGGAUUAUCCACCAUUGAAGUGGGCAUUGCUGAGAAUAUGAUUGUUGUGGUGACAGUAGAGAACAGAGGAGAAGACUCCUACAGCACCCGUGUGUCUCUCUCCUACCCCCCUGGCCUCUCCUACAGGACUGUCACCAAGAAACAGGGCAGGGUGGAUUGCACCUCUCUGGACAGCACCCAUGGAGCCUCUCUGGGGAAGACUGACUGCAGAAUCAACACACCCAUCCUCAAAGCUGGCCAUAAGGCUACCUUUGAGGUUCAAUAUGGGAUCGGUGGAAACAGGGAUUUUGGAGAGAGAGUCACAAUACAGGCCCAGGCUUUCAGUGACAAUGAAAACCAUACUGAUGGGAGCCACUUGAUCAAGACCAAGGACAUUGCAGCCAAAUACAGCAUCUAUGUCAUUAUGACCAGAUUUGAAGGCACAACCAGCUACAUUAAUUUCACUGCGGGAAAUUACCACUUGCAGAAACCAGUGACGCACAAUUUAGAGGUGACAAAUGGACUUCGAGAUCUCAAUCUGACUGUCGUCAUUCGUGUCCCUGUGAGACUCCAAGACAAGGACCUCUGGACUAACACAAGCAAUUUGAAAAUUGAUGGAUGCACAGCAGGACAGGAGUUGAGGCCAGCCAUCACAGACCUACAGGAGAUCUUCAAGAACACCAAGGAGCCAACCCUGAACUGCUCCAUUGCCGUGUGUCUGGAGUUCAGGUGUGCCUCAUACAUGCCAAAGAGGAGUCAAAACCACUACAGCAUCUCAGGAAAUGUCAGCUCAGCGUGGAUUGAACAGACUGGGCUGCGUUCUGCUUUGUUUCGCCUGGUCACUUCGGCCACUCUGGAGUUCGACAACAACACAUACAUCUUCUACUCCUCAGACUCCUCACGACAACCACCUGUUAUCAGGAUUCAGACAAAUGUGGAGCUGUAUGAGGUGCCAGAUCUGAUUAAGGAGAUCAUUGGUGGAGUAGUGGGUGGUCUGGUCAUACUGAUUCUACUGACAGUUGGCCUCACUAAGUUUGGCUUCUUCAAGAGUUCCUACCAGAAGAAGUUAAAGGAGGCAGGAGCUGCGGGCCAAGGGGGAGGCCCAUCACCUGCUGCCACACAGUAGAGAGGCCCAGAGAGCCAUAGGGGGAGUUAUGACAACCGGGGUACCAGAAGUAGAUUUGCCACUUGUUUCAAUGUAGAUUGAAAUAGUGCC